Photinus pyralis (common eastern firefly) is the source of this 957-nucleotide messenger RNA. RefSeq lists its product as uncharacterized. Lineage: Eukaryota; Metazoa; Arthropoda; Insecta; Coleoptera; Lampyridae. The transcript has 4 exons. Bases 376 to 957 code for a protein of 193 amino acids. The record is from RefSeq and is a predicted model, not a curated record.
UUUCGAUUAUUCGCUUCUUGAAGAAAUCUUCGGUGACAUUGAAUGCCUUAACCGUCAACUUAUAGACGCCGAAAAACAACUUUCUCGAUUUUUUAAGAUUUUAUCUAUUAAACGGGAAAACAAUUUUUGCGAUCUCCAGUGGUGCCAUUGCCAAGUGGAGCACCUUAUUGAAAGGAGGGCAAAGUUAUUAGCGGACAUCCAACAGUUAUCCGUAGGGUAAGUAAUUGAGUGGAGUUACUUUUUUUUUGUCAUUUACUGUUAUCUAGGAGCUUCCAGUAAAAAUAUUGAAGAGUUCAGAUUUUGGGGGAUCAUUAAGCCGGUGUGCCAACUGCUUAUUUAAAAAAGGAGAUCAAGCUCGUUUAUAAGGAAUCAAAAAUGUUUAUGUGUGAAAAAUGUAAUAAAUCAUUCGCUACUAAUAGCAAUCUUCGACGCCAUCUCAAAAAGUCAUGUAGAGCUCAAGAACCAUCUCCAAAGAAGCUCAAAGUUACACACGAUACCCAGAGAUUUUGCGAUGUGUGUUCGGAGCACGUUUCAAGCCGAGAUUAUGUUGGACAUUUGCGAAGUGUCAAACAUAAAAAUAAUUCCCUUGCGUUUUCAACUGAAGGGGUUCAAGUAAUUACGUCAGCCUUCAAAUCUCGCAUUGUGAGCUACAGAAUAUCAGCGAAUACACAAUACAUUAAUCUGAAGGAAUUUGUCGAAUCGUUGGCUGACGUAAUAAAAAAAUUAGUUCGUGAGCAAAUUGAUAUCAUGGGUAGCGUUAAGGUGAACUGCGAGCUGUUUGGUUAUUUUAUUUUGGAAUCGAAGGAUCGAGGAGAAGUUAAGUCUUUUAAUACUCGUAACCAAGUAUUGACGAUAAGUUCCGACUUAAGUGAAUGGUUUAAGGAUAUCAUCGAAAAACUGGAAGUUGACGCAACGGAAUUUGAACAUCGCGAGUCAGGAUGGGCUCUUCAGCACUGA